Molecule: messenger RNA, 6684 nt
Organism: Acanthamoeba castellanii str. Neff
Lineage: Eukaryota; Discosea; Longamoebia; Acanthamoebidae
Product: U5 small nuclear ribonucleoprotein helicase, putative
Exons: 1
Coding region: 1-6684 (2227 amino acids)
Cellular component (GO): nucleus
Molecular function (GO): ATP binding; nucleic acid binding; ATP hydrolysis activity
Source: RefSeq, a predicted model, not a curated record
AUGGGAGAUGGCGGGGGUAAGGAGGAGUAUUCCAAAUUCGGGCAGUACGAGUACCGCUCCAAUGCCAAUCUCGUGCUCACUGCCGAGAAUCGGCAACGAGUGAGCGAGCCCACCGGCGAGCCGGAAACGCUCUCGGGGCGCAUCAGGCCCAACACAUUCGGCGAUCGCGCGCGGCCAGACAAGGUGCCCGGCGAGCUGCGCAAGCGGCUCGAGAAGAUUCACAGCAAGCGCAAGCGCAGCGACAAGGAUUCGACGGCCAGGCGGCCCAAGCAGGGCAAGGAGGACGUGCUGAGCGUGCUCGACAUCUACGAGGGCUACCGCCCUAAGACCCGCGAGACACAGGCGGCCUACGAGCGGCUGCUCACCAUCACGCAGCAGCUGCUGGGCGAUCAGCCUGCCGAUGUGCUGCGCGAUGCCGCGAAUGAGGUGCUCGCGGUGCUCAAGGACGAGACGGUACAGGGCAUGGACAAGAAGAAGCGAGUGGAGGAGGUGCUGAAUGUGAUGAGCAACGAGAAAUUUACGACCCUCGUCGACAUUGGGAAGCACAUCAACGAUUUCACGGAGGAGGGGGAGGCCGCGCUGGAGAAGGACGAGCUCGAUGAGAAGCAUGGAGUACCGGUGGUCUUCGACGAGAGCGAUUCCGACAGCGACGAGUUCGAGGACAUCCUGCGCGACGACGAGGAGAGCGAGGACGAGGACGAAGGGGGCGAGGAGGCCCACAUGGUCGAGACGCUCGAGGCCAAGGAGGGCGAGGGCUCCGACGAGGAGGGGGCCGUCGGCGCCGAGGGGGCCGAGGGGGGCGCCUCCGAGCUCGACCUCGAUCCGCGGAAGAUCGACGCCUUCUGGCUGCAGCGCGAGCUGGGCAAGUACUUCCGCGAUGCGCACAGCUCGCAGGAGAUGGCCGAGCAGGUGAUGCAGAUUUUGGGCGACAAGGAGGCCGACCCGCGCGAGUGCGAGAACCGGCUCGUGCUGCUGCUCGAGUACGACAAGUUUGAUCUCAUCAAGCUGCUGCUCCGCAAUCGCUGGAAGAUCGUCUACGCCAUCCGCCUCGCCCUCGCCGCGGCCGACGACGCCGAGCGCGCCCAGAUCGAGGAGGAGAUGCGCGGGUCGCGCGCCCUGUCGGGCAUCCUCGACGCCCUCACGGCGCGCACGUCGGCCUCGACGGCCGAGAAGAGCCGCGACGUCGAGCGCUCGAUCCGCAAGGAGGCCCGCGCCCUGCUCGCCGGCGAGCGGCGCAAGAAGGGCGGCGGCGCGGGUGAGGAGGCGGCCUACGAGGGCGAGGGGCGGGCGCCCAAGCAGGUGCUCGACCUGGAUUCGCUGAGCUUCGCGCAGGGCGGGCACCUGAUGGCCAACCGGCAGUGCAAGCUGCCGCCGGGCUCGUUCCGGUCGCAGAAGAAGGGCUUCGAGGAGGUGUCGGUGCCGGCGCUCAAGCCGCCGCAGGUCAACGCGUCGGACCUGAUCCCCAUCAGCGCGCUCGACGACUGGGCGCAGGAGUGCUUCAAGAAGGACCCCGACAUGAAGACGCUCAACCCGGUGCAGAGCCGCGUGUUCGAGGCCGCGUUCAAGUCGCACGAGAACAUGCUCGUGUGCGCGCCGACGGGCGCCGGCAAGACGGUGGUGGCGCUGCUCACGAUGCUGCACGAGAUCGGGCUCAACCGGCGGGACGGGGAGCUCGACCUGGACAACUUCAAGAUCGUCUACAUCGCGCCGAUGAAGUCGCUCGUGGCCGAGGUGGUGAUCGACUUCACGCAGCGGCUCGAGGUCUACGGCAUCAAGGUGCGCGAGCUGUCCGGCGACGUCAACCUCACCAAGGCGCAGAUCAACGAGACGCAGGUGAUCGUGACGACACCCGAGAAGUGGGACAUCAUCACGCGCAAGAGCGGCGACCGGACCUACACGCAGCUGGUGCGGCUCAUCAUCAUCGACGAGAUCCACCUCCUGCACGACGAGCGCGGCCCGGUGCUCGAGUCGAUCGUGGCGCGCACCAUCCGGCAGGUGGAGCAGACGCAGGAGAUGAUCCGGCUGGUGGGCCUCUCGGCCACGCUGCCCAACUACAAGGACGUGGCGGUGUUCCUGCGCGUGGACCUCGACCGCGGCCUGUUCACCUUUGACAACUCGUACCGGCCGGUGCCGCUCGAGCAGACCUACAUCGGCAUCACGGAGCGCAAGGCGCUCAAGCGCUUCCAGCUGAUGAACGAGAUCACCUACGAGAAGGUGAUGAAGCAGGCCGGCGAGCACCAGGUGCUCGUGUUUGUGCACUCGCGCAAGGAGACCGGCAAGACGGCGCGCGCCAUCCGCGACAUGGCGCUGGCCAACGACACCAUCGGGCGGUUCCUCGAGGAGCGCCAGGCCUCGCGCGAGAUCCUGCAGAGCGAGGCCGAGGAGUCGACCAAGAACAAGGAGCUGCAGGACCUCCUGCCCUACGGCUUCGCCAUCCACCACGCCGGCAUGACCCGCUCCGACCGCACCCUCGUCGAGGACCUCUUCGUCGACGGCCACAUCCAGGUACUCGUCUCCACGGCCACCCUGGCCUGGGGCGUCAACCUGCCGGCGCGCACGGUCAUCAUCAAGGGCACCCAGAUCUACAACCCGGAGAAGGGCCGCUGGGUGGAGCUGUCGCCGCUCGACGUCAUGCAGAUGAUCGGCCGCGCCGGCCGGCCGCGGUACGACAAGCUCGGGCAGGGCAUCGUGAUCACGUCGCACGGCGAGCUGCAGUACUACCUGUCGCUGCUCAACCACCAGCUGCCCAUCGAGUCGCAGUUCAUCGGGCAGCUGGCCGACAACCUCAACGCCGAGAUCGUGCUCGGCACGGUGCAGAACGCGCGCGAGGCCGUCAACUGGCUGGGCUACACCUACCUCUACAUCUGCAUGCUCCGCAGCCCCAACCUCUACGGCAUCUCGUGGGAGGAGGCCGACGAGGACAAGUUCCUCGAGCAGCGCCGCGCCGACCUCGUGCACACGGCCGCCACGGUGCUCGACCGGGCCAACCUGAUCAAGUACGACCGCAAGACGGGCGCCUUCCAGGUGACCGACCUGGGCCGCGUAGCGUCGCACUUUUACGUGUCGCACGCCACCAUCUCGACCUACAACGAGCACCUCAAGCCCACCAUGUCCGACAUCGAGCUCUUCCGCCUCUUCUCGCUCUCCGAGGAGUUCAAGUUCAUCGCCGUGCGCGAGGAGGAGAAGGGCGAGCUCGAGAAGCUGCUCGCGCGUGUGCCCGUGCCGGUCAAGGAGACCAUGGAGGAGCCCUCGGCCAAGGUCAACGUGCUGCUGCAGGCCUACGUGUCGCGCCUCAAGCUCGAGGGCUUCGCGCUCGUGUCCGACAUGGUCUACGUCACGCAGUCGGCCGGCCGGCUCAUGCGCGCCAUCUUCGAGAUCGUGCUGCGCCGCGGGUGGGCCGCGCUCGCGCUCAAGGCCCUCAACCUGUGCAAGAUGAUCGACAAGCGCAUGUGGGCCUCGCAGACGCCGCUGCGCCAGUUCCGCAGCAUCCCGGAGGCCAUCCUCAAGAAGCUCGAGCGCAAGGACUUCCCCUUCGAGCGCCUGUACGACCUCAACAGCCAGGAGAUCGGCGAGCUCAUCCGCUACCCGCAGCAGGGCAAGCCCAUCUACCGCCUCGUCCACAAGUUCCCGCGCCUCGACCUCUCGGCCACCGUGCAGCCCAUCACCCGCUCGCUCCUCCGCGUCGACCUCACCCUCAGCCCCGACUUUGAGUGGGACCCCGAGUUCCACGGCUUUGCCGAGGGCUUCUGGGUCGUCGUCGAGGACGUCGACUCGGAGCAGAUCCUGCACCACGAGUACUUCCUCCUCAAGCAGCGCUUCGUCGACGAGGAGCACUACAUCGACUUCACCAUCCCGCUCUACGACCCGCUGCCCCCGCAGUACUACGUGCGCGUCGUCUCCGACCGCUGGCUGGGCGCCGAGACCCUGCUCCCCAUCUCCUUCCGCCACCUCAUCCUCCCCGAGAAGUACCCGCCCCACACCGAGCUCCUCGACCUCCAGCCGCUCCCCGUCUCGGCCCUCGACAACCCGGCCUUCGAGGCCCUCUACGAGCCCCUCUUCGACCACUUCAACGCCAUCCAGACCCAGGCCUUCAACGCCCUCUACACCCGCGACGACAACGUGCUCCUCGCCGCGCCCACCUCCUCCGGCAAGACCAUCUGCGCCGAGUUCGCCCUCCUCAAGCUCCUCAACGACCAGGCCGCCGGCCGCAAGGGACCCCACGUGCGCGCCGUCUACGUCGCGCCCGUGCAGGCCCUCGUCACCGAGCGCCUCGCCGACUGGCAGCGCCGCUUCGGCGACCAGGGCGGCCUCGGCCGCACCGUGGUCGAGCUCACGGGCGACACCGCGCAGGACCUCAAGCUGCUGGAGCAGGGCGAGAUCAUCCUCAGCACGCCCGAGCGCUGGGACGUCAUCUCGCGCCGCUGGAGCCAGCGCAAGAACGUGCAGAACGUCGAUCUCUUCAUCAUCGACGAGCUCCACCUCAUCGGCGGCGACAACGGCCCCACGCUCGAGAUCAUCACCUCGCGCAUGCGCUACAUCGCCUCGCAGGUCGACCGCAAGAUCCGCAUCGUCGCCCUCGCCGCCUCGCUCGCCGGCGCGCGCGACCUGGGCGAGUGGAUCGGCACCACGCCCCAGUCGCUCUUCAACUUCCACCCGAGCGUGCGGCCCGUCCCGCUCGAGAUCCACAUGCAGGGCUUCGACCACCCGCACUACAACGCGCGCCUGCUCGCCAUGAGCAAGCCCGUCCUCUACUACAUCGCCCACCACGGCGCCCCGCAGAAGCGCACCGGCAAGGCCCUCACCUCGGGCAGGGACGUCAUGGACGUCGCCGCCGCCGACGACGACGCAUCCGCCACGACGAAGAAGCCGUACUCGCGCGAGGCCCGGCCGGUGAUCAUCUUCGUGCCGUCGCGCAAGCAGGCGCUGGCGACGGCGCACGAGCUGCGCACGUUCGCCAACUCGCUCGAGGAGCCGCUCAACUUUGUGCACUGCGCGGCGGGCGACAUGGACUCGUACCUGGAGGCGUGCCAGUCCAAGUCGCUCAAGGAGGCGCUGCAGUCGGGCAUCGGCCUGUUCCACGGGCAGCUAGAGCCCAUCGAGCGCAAGGUGGUGGAGACGCUGUUCAGCUCGGGCGCCAUCCAGGUGGUGAUCGCGACGCACGACAUGUGCUGGAGCAUGGGCGGCAUGGCGGCGCACCUGGUGGUGAUCAUGGGCACCUCCUACUUCGAGGGCCGCGAGCACCGCUACGCCGACUACCCGAUCACCGACCUGCUGCAGAUGAUCGGCCGCGCGCACCGGCCGGCCGGCGCGGGCCACGCGGUGGCGGCGGUGCUGUGCCACGCGGCCAAGAAGGACUUUUACAAGAAGUUCCUGUUCGAGCCGCUGCCGGUGGAGUCGCACCUGGACCACUUCCUGCACGACCACAUGAACGCCGAGAUCGUGACGCGCACGGUGGAGAACAAGCAGGACGCCGUGGACUACCUCACGUGGACGCUGCUCUACCGCCGCCUCACGCAGAACCCCAACUACUACAACCUCACGGGCGUGUCGCACCGGCACCUGUCCGACCACCUCUCCGAGCUCGUCGAGAACACGCUCGCCGACCUGGAGACCUCCAACUGCAUCGCCGUGGAGAACGACAUGGACCUGGCCCCGCUCAACCUGGGCAUGAUCGCCGCCUACUACUACAUCCGCUACACCACCAUCGAGCUCUUUGCCUCGUCGCUCAAGGCCAAGACCAAGCUGCGCGGCCUCGUCGAGAUCCUCUCCUACGCGUCCGAGUACGACAAGGUGGGCCUGCGCCACAAGGAGGCCGCCCUGCUUGAGCGGCUGGCCAAGCACAUGCCCAUGAAGAUCACCGACGUCAAGUUCACCGACGCCCACACCAAGACCAACCUCCUCCUCCAGGCCCACUUCUCGCGCCACCGCCUCGCCACCGCCGACCUCGUCUCCGACCAGAAGCUCCUCGUCAAGGAGGCGCCCCGCCUCAUCCAGGCCAUGGUCGACGUCAUCUCCUCGUCGGGCUGGCUCAAGCCGGCCAUCGCCGCCAUGGAGCUCACCCAGAUGGUCACCCAGGCCGUGUGGGACUCGGACCCGGUGCUCAAGCAGCUGCCCCACUUCACCGACGACGUCCUCAAGCGCUGCGCCGCCCGCGGCAUCGAGAACGUGUUCGACCUCAUCGACCUCGACGACGCCGACCGCCGCGCGCUCCUCCAGAUGACCAACAAGCAGCUCGCCGACGUCGCCCGCGUCUGCAACGCCUACCCCAACAUCGAGCUCGAGUACGCCCUCGACGGCCUCGACAAGGACAACGCCGUCGUCGCCCCCGGCGAGUCGGUCGUCGUCUCCGUGAGCCUCGAGCGCGAGGACGACAGCGGCGGCGUCGUCGUGGCGCCCCACUUCCCCGAGAAGCGCCUCGAGGGCUGGUGGCUCGUCGUCGGCGACCCCAAGAACAACCUCCUCCUCUCCAUCAAGCGCCUCACCGUCAAGCAGAAGGCCAAGGUCCAGCUCGACUUCACCGCCCCCGACGCGCCCGGCCGCCACUCCUACGUCCUCUACUUCAUCUCCGACUCGUGGACCGGUUGCGACCAGGAGUACGAGCUCGACCUCACCGUCGACCCCAACGCCGCCUCCGCCGCCGGCGCCGGCGACGACGACGAGGAAGGCGACAACAUGGAGGAGUGA